AAAUCUCUUCAGUUGUGUGGUUCGACGGCAGCAGAGCACACACACUGUACAACGCUCCGUGCUAUAGUUUAACAUUUUAAAGUAUAAUAAAUAACCGCUUACCAUGGCAACCGACGUCGUAGAUGACCAGGAGAUGAGAGAGGCUCAGAGGGACUACCUGGACUUUCUGGACGACGAUCAAGACCAGGGGGUUUACCAAAGCAAAGUCCGGGACAUGAUCAGCGAGAAUAAAGCCCGACUCAUCGUCAACAUCAACGACCUGAGGAGACGCAACGAGGCCCGGGCUGCAAAACUGAUGAACAAUGCCUUUGAGGAGCUGCUGGCCUUCCAGCGGGCUCUGAAGGACCUGGUGGCCUCGGUGGACGCCACCUACGCCAAGCAGUAUGACGAGUUCUACAUCGGCCUGGAGGGCAGCUUCGGCUCCAAGCACGUCACCCCCCGAACCCUGACCUCCCGCCUGCUGGGCAGCAUGGUGUGUGUGGAGGGCAUCAUCACCAAGUGUUCUCUGGUGCGUCCUAAAGUAGUGCGCAGCGUCCACUACUGCCCAGCCACCAAGAAGACAAUGGAAAGGAAAUACACUGACAUGACCUCGCUGGAUGCCUUCCCCUCCAGUGCCAUCUACCCCACCAAGGAUGAAGAGAACAACCCUCUGGAGACAGAGUUCGGUCUCUCCAUCUACAAGGACCACCAGACCAUCACGGUGCAGGAGAUGCCCGAGAAAGCCCCCGCCGGCCAGCUGCCCCGCUCCGUGGACAUCAUCCUGGACAACGACCUGGUGGAUGUAGUCAAGCCCGGAGACAGAGUGCAGAUCAUUGGAACGUACCGUUGCCUGCCUGGCAAGAAGGGAGGGUUCACCUCUGGCACAUUCAGGACCAUCAUGAUAGCCUGCCAUGUCAAGCAGAUGAGCAAAGAGGUGUCCCCCAACUUCUCCGCGGACGAUGUGGCCAAAAUCAGGAACUUCAGCCGGACUCGCUCCAUAAAUGUGUUUGAUCAGCUGUCUCGCUCCCUGGCUCCCAGUAUCCACGGCCACGAGUACAUAAAGAAGGCUAUCCUCUGCAUGCUGCUGGGCGGCGUGGAGAAGGUGCUGGAGAAUGGGUCGCGCAUCAGAGGAGACAUAAACAUCCUGCUCAUCGGUGAUCCAUCAGUAGCAAAGUCCCAGCUGCUGCGCUAUGUACUCCACACAGCACCCAGGGCCAUCCCCACCACAGGGCGAGGCUCCUCUGGCGUUGGUCUGACUGCCGCAGUCACCACUGACCAGGAGACCGGUGAGCGUCGCCUGGAGGCAGGCGCCAUGGUGCUGGCCGACCGUGGCGUGGUGUGCAUCGACGAGUUCGACAAAAUGUCUGACAUGGACCGCACGGCCAUCCACGAGGUGAUGGAGCAGGGCCGCGUCACCAUCGCCAAGGCCGGCAUCCACGCCCGCCUCAAUGCCCGCUGCUCUGUGCUGGCGGCUGCCAACCCCGUCUACGGCAGGUACGACCAGUAUAAAACCCCCAUGGAGAACAUCGGCCUCCAGGACUCCCUGCUGUCACGUUUUGACCUCCUGUUCAUCGUGCUGGAUCAGAUGGACCCCGAGCAGGACCGCGAGAUCUCGGAUCACGUGCUGAGGAUGCACCGCUACCGGGACCCCCGUGAGCAGGAGGGAGCAGCCAUGGCUCUGGGUGGCACAGUAGAUAUCCUGGCCACAGAAGACCCAGACGCAAUAGCAGAAGAGCACGAGGAGCUGCAGAUCUAUGAGAAACACAACAACCUGCUGCAUGGGAGCAAGAGAAAGAAGGAUAAGAUCGUGAGCAAGGAGUUCAUGAGGAAGUACAUCCACAUCGCCAAGGCUGUGACGCCCGUGCUCACGGAGGAGGCAGCCAAUCACAUCGCAGAAGAGUACUCAAGGCUGAGGAGCCAGGAGCAAAUGGGUGCUGAUCUCGCCAGGACCGCUCCAGUGACGGCACGUUCGCUGGAGACUCUGAUCCGUCUGUCCACAGCACACGCCAAGUCCCGGAUGAGCAAAGCCGUGGAGCUCGAGGACUCUGAGGUGGCCGUGGAGCUCGUCCAGUUCGCGUACUUCAAAAAGGUUCUGGAGAAAGAGAAGAAACGCUCGAGACAGGAGCGGGACUCUGGCUCAGAGGAGGAAGAGGAGUCAUCCACUCAGCGUUCCCAGAAAACUGCGAAGAAAAGGGGGCGGCGUGGCUCUCAAGGCAGCGAUCCCUACAGCCCAUAUGACUUCAGUGAAGAGCAGGAAGUCCCUGAGAUUCAGGCCGGCACCCCGAAACCAGCCAAGCCACAACGGCAGGAGGAGGAGGCCAUGGAUGCCACAUCACAGGCCGAAGACACCGAGCUGUCUGCAGAGAGGCUGAAGGAGUUCAAGUCGUCCCUGUUCGCAGUCUUCCAGUCUGCUCACGCUCAGUCGGUGAAGAUGAAGACCCUGAUGGACGACAUCAACAAAGAGCUUAAGAGCGGCUUUUCGGAGCCAGAGGUCCGAUCCGCUUUGGCUCGCAUGCAGGAAGACAACCAGGUCAUGGUGGCCGAUGACAUCAUCUUCCUCAUCUGAGGGGGAGGAGAGUGGGCAGUUUCUGAAAUUGAUUACGUGGACUGAAAGAAACAGUGAUUUAUAUUCAAAUGUACAUAUUGGACCUUUUUGUAUUCAUGCAUCCUCUUCUUUUCAACAAAACAAAAAAAUAAUAAUUAUUCUAGAGUUUAUGCUUAUGGUGCAUUUGAAUCCACUAUAGUGCACAUUGUUCCAUUAACUUGUGUGCAAGCAAGACUAGUGUGAAAAAAAUCAAGUCAUUUUAUGCACUUACUGUUUGUGUUCAAUAGUGGUAAUGUUACUUUAUAAUGUCCUUAUUACUGUGUACCAACACACUGCUGUUAGUGUAACUUGAUGAAGAAGGCAGAAGGGUUAUUGCAGCCCUGUGCAGUUUCAUUUAUUUAGCAAUGAAACCUGCUGUGCAUUAUUACGCCACAAUAAGGACAAUGAGUAGUUUUACCAACACAUCUGUUCUGGGUUUGUAUAUAGUUGACAAUAUGUUUUGGAAAUUGUUAAUUAACUGUAGUUGUGUAAGAAAAAAUAAAAUGUAAUGCUUGGGAAGGUUGUAUAUAAAAUAUACUUGCAUCAGA
This is a messenger RNA of Dicentrarchus labrax (European seabass), 3111 nucleotides long. It is a transcript of the gene mcm3, whose product is annotated as minichromosome maintenance complex component 3. The transcript has 17 exons. Gene Ontology annotation, cellular component: MCM complex; nucleus. The coding region runs from base 104 to 2545 and encodes 813 amino acids. The record is from RefSeq and is a predicted model, not a curated record. Gene Ontology annotation, biological process: DNA replication; double-strand break repair via break-induced replication; mitotic DNA replication initiation. Gene Ontology annotation, molecular function: single-stranded DNA binding; ATP hydrolysis activity; single-stranded DNA helicase activity. NCBI's taxonomy places the organism in Eukaryota, Metazoa, Chordata, Actinopteri, Moronidae.